AUGUGUUCUUUUUGCUUCUCUUUCUUUCUUUCACAUUUAUUUGGUCUUUCUUUCAUUUUUUUUCCUUUCUUCUGUACCUAUCUUUUGUGUCUUUUUUACUUCUCUUUCUUUCUUUCACUUUUAUUUGGUCUUUCUUUCUUUCACUUUUAUUUGGUCUUUCUUUCUUUCACUUUUAUUUGGUCUUUCUUUCUUUCACUUUUACUUCUCUUUCUUUCUUUCACUUUUAUUUGGUCUUUCUUUCUUUCACUUUUAUUUGGUCUUUCUUUCUUUCACUUUUACUUCUCUUUCUUUCUUUCACUUUUAUUUGGUCUUUCUUUCUUUCACUUUUAUUUGGUCUUUCUUUCUUUCACUUUUACUUCUCUUUCUUUCUUUCACUUUUAUUUGGUCUUUCUUUCUUUCACUAUUAUUUGGUCUUUCUUUCUUUCACUUUUAUUUGGUCUUUCUUUCUUUCACUUUUAUUUGGUCUUUCUUUCUUUCACUUUUACUUCUCUUUUUUCUUUCUUUUUCUUUUUACUUUUAUUUUCUUUUUUCUUUCACUUUUAUUUGGUCUUUUCUUUCUUUCACUUUUAUUUGGUCUUUUUUCUUUUCUUUCACUUUUACUUCUUUUCUUUCUUUCACUUUUAUUUGGUCUUUCUUUUCUUUCACUAUUAUUUGGUCUUUUUUUUCUUUCACUUUUUAUUUGGUCUUUCUUUCUUUCACUUUUAUUUGGUCUUUCUUUCUUUCACUUUUUUUUCUCUUUCUAAUUUUUCACUUUUAUUUGGUCUUUCUUUCUUUUCACUUUUAUUUGGUCUUUCUUUCUUUCACUUUUUAUUUGGUCUUUCUUUCUUUUCACUUUUACUUCUCUUUCUUUCUUUCACUUUUAUUUGGUCUUUCUUUCUUUCACUUUUUAUUUGGUCUUUUCUUUCUUUCAUUUUUUUACUUCUCUUUCUUUCUUUCACUUUUAUUUGGUCUUUUCUUUCUUUCACUUUUACUUCUCUUUCUUUCUUUCACUUUUAUUUGGUCUUUCUUUCUUUCACUUUUUAUUUGGUCUUUCUUUCUUUCACUUUUUUCACUUUUCUCUUUCUUUCUUUCACUUUUAUUUGGUCUUUCUUUCUUUCACUUUUAUUUGGUCUUUUCUUUCUUUCACUUUUACUUCUCUUUCUUUCUUUCUUUUUUAUUUGGUCUUUCUUUCUUUCUUUUUUUCUCUUUCUUUCUUUCACUUUUAUUUGGUCUUUUCUUUCUUUUCACUUUUAUUUGGUCUUUUCUUUCUUUCACUUUUUUACUUCUAUUUUCUUUCUUUUUCACUUUUAUUUGGUCUUUCUUUCUUUCCUUUUAUUUGGUCUUUCUUUCUUUCACUUUUUCUUCUCUUUCUUUCUUUCACUUUUAUUUGGUCUUUCUUUCUUUCACUUUUAUUUGGUCUUUCUUUCUUUUCACUUUUAUUUGGUCUUUCUUUCUUUCACUUUGGUCUUUCUUUCUUUUUGGUCUUUCUUUCUUUCACUUUUAUUUGGUCUUUCUUUCUUUCACUUUUAUUUGGUCUUUCUUUCAUUUUUUUUUUCCUUUCUUCUGUACCUAUCUUUUUGUCUUUUUACUUCUCUUUCUUUCUUUCACUUUUAUUUGGUCGUUCUUUCUUUCACUUUUACUUCUCUUUUUUUCUUUCACUUUUAUUUGGUCUUUCUUUCUUUCACUUUUAUUUGGUCUUUCUUUCUUUCACUUUUACUUCUCUUUCUUUCACUUUUAUUUGGUCUUUCUUUCUUUCACUUUUACUUCUCUUUCUUUCUUUCACUUUUAUUUGGUCUUUCUUUCUUUCACUUUUAUUUGGUCUUUCUUUCUUUCACUUUUACUUUCUUUCUUUCUUUCUUUUUUUAUUUUCUUUCUUUCUUUCACUUUUAUUUGGUCUUUCUUUCUUUCACUUUUACUUCUUUUCUUUCACUUUUAUUUGGUCUUUCUUUUCUUUCACUUUUACUUCUCUUUCUUUCUUUCACUUUUUUAUUUGGUCUUUUUUUUUUCACUUUUAUUUGGUCAUUCUUUCUUUCACUUUUACUUUCUUUCUUUCUUUCUUUUUUUUAUUUGGUCUUUCUUUCACUUUUAUUUAUUCUUUCUUUCUUUCACUUUUUACUUCUCUUUCCUUCUUUCUUUUUUUACUUCUCUUUCUUUCUUUCACUUUUAUUUGGUCUUUCUUUCUUUCACUUUUUUAUUUGGUCUUUCUUUCUUUUCACUUUUACUUCUCUUUCUUUCUUUCACUUUUAUUUGGUCUUUCUUUCUUUCACUUUUAUUUGGUCUUUCUUUCUUUCACUUUUACUUCUCUUUCUUUCUUUCACUUUUAUUUGGUCUUUCUUUCUUUCACUUUUAUUUAUUUGGUCUUUCUUUUCUUUCACUUUUACUUCUCUUUCUUUCUUUCACUUUUAUUUGGUCUUUCUUUCUUUCACUUUUAUUUGGUCUUUCUUUCAUUUUUUUUCCUUUCUUCUGUACCUAUCUUUUGUGUCUUUUUUACUUCUCUUUCUUUCUUUCACUUUUAUUUUGUCUUUCUUUCUUUCACUUUUACUUCUCUUUCUUUCUUUCACUUUUAUUUGGUCUUUCUUUCUUUCACUUUUAUUUUGUCUUUCUUUCUUUCACUUUUACUUCUCUUUCUUUCACUUUUAUUUGGUCUUUCUUUCUUUCACUUUUAUUUGUUUUUACUGCAUUCUUUCUUCCUUCCUUCCUUCUUUUCUUUCUUUCCUGUCUUUAUUUAUAUAUUGUUCUUCCAUCCGUCCAUUUUUUUAUCGCUUUUAG
Acanthosepion pharaonis is the source of this 2748-nucleotide messenger RNA. NCBI's taxonomy places the organism in Eukaryota, Metazoa, Mollusca, Cephalopoda, Sepiida, Sepiidae. The record is from the annotation of a GenBank genome assembly.